Syzygium oleosum is the source of this 1010-nucleotide messenger RNA. RefSeq names its product flap endonuclease 1-like. Gene Ontology annotation, molecular function: 5'-3' exonuclease activity; DNA binding; 5'-flap endonuclease activity. The record is from RefSeq and is a predicted model, not a curated record. The transcript is spliced from 8 exons. Lineage: Eukaryota; Viridiplantae; Streptophyta; Magnoliopsida; Myrtales; Myrtaceae. Bases 1 to 672 code for a protein of 223 amino acids.
AUGGGUGUCCCAGUAGUUGAGGCUCCUUCAGAAGCAGAGGCACAAUGUGCUGCACUUUGCAAAGCUGGAAAGGUUUAUGCAGUUGCUUCUGAAGAUAUGGAUACCCUUACUUUUGGAGCUCCUAGAUUUCUUCGUCAUUUGAUGGAUCCCAGCUCAAGAAAAGUUCCAGUCAUCGAACUUGAAAUUUCCAAGAUCUUGGAGGAGAUGAAUCUGGAUAUGGAUCAAUUCAUUGACCUGUGCAUUCUCUCUGGAUGUGAUUAUUGUGAAAGCAUUCGAGGUAUUGGAGGGCUGACUGCUCUUAAGCUCAUCCGUCAACAUGGUUCCAUAGAAAACAUACUAGAGAACAUAAACAAGCAAAAAUGCUUCUUAUUUUCUUAUCUUGUCCCCCGACUUACUUUAUUCAUUUUGGCUAUCCAUCUUAAGGAAAUUUAUGCUUGUUUUUUGAAUAGGUAUCAGGUACCAGAUAACUGGCCCUAUAGAGAGGUUCGACCGCUUUUCAAGGAACCAAUAGUUUCCACUGAAGAAUUACUUGAGAUAAAAUGGACUGAUCUAAACGAGGAGGGAUUAAUUUCCUUUCUCGUGAAUGAGAAUGGGUUCAACAUUGACAGAGUGACAAAGGCAAUAGAGACGAUUAAGGCAGCUAAGGAUAAGUCAUCACAAGGCCGGUACUAAAGCUUGAACAAAUGAAAGUGACUUCCAAAAUGCUCUUUCUUUUAUCCAAUGAUUCCUUUCAUUUAUUUUCUACAGAUUAGAGUCCUUCUUUAAGCCAGCUAAGAAUCUGUCUGUACCUGCUAAGAGGAAGGUAUGUCAUUUUGAUAUCUUUGAGUACCAAGCACCUGGAAGUUCGUUCUUUUAAUGUAUUGGAAGGUGUAAUUUCACACAUUGCUCUAGCGAAGAGAUGCCUUCAGAUGCUAUUCUUGAUGGAUGAAUAGUAAUUGCCUUUAACUCACUUUGUGCUCCAUUGAUUGCCCUAGCGAUGUACAAUUGUUUAGAUCUUUGUGAUUAAUUUC